GUUUGCAAAAACUGAACAUAAAAGAGUUAAAUCAAAGAAUAAACRCAGAUCUGAUUCUGAAUUUAGAUAAUAAAUUUUAAAAAAUCUGUCCAGAUUCCACCAYAAAUUCACUUCAUAAAUUGUUGCAAACAUUUUACUGAAUCACUUUUAAAACCUUACCUAAUCUUUGGUAAUCAUCCAUCUCUGUGUUGCUGCUCUGCUGCAAAAUGAAACAAAGUCCUGAGUCUGAGUCUGAAAUAAGACCUGCUGCUGCUCCUGUGGGUCACAUGACUUCAGAGAAACCAUCAGCUCACACUUUCACUUUACCUCUGAAGGAGAGUCAGACUGCCUCCCUCUGAAAGUGAAGGUAAGUCCUGUUGUUUCAGAGAAGCUGCAGAGUUACUGUAAAUCAUGUGAGCAGAGUGGGCGGAGCCUGUUUCUAUAAAGACUCUGUGACUCAGAGGGGCUCUGCAGAUCAGACSUGUGGAAACAUCAGCAGAUACCAACAUGUCUGAGCCUUCAGGUGAAAACAUGGACAYAUCAGAGAACUCUGACCAAUCAGAACACAACACACCUGCACAGCCUCCAGAGGAGCAGAAACCUGUGAAGUGUCCAAAGUGUAACGAGGAAAUCGUUCUUUCCUACAACAUGAAGUCAGAAGAUCUGAGAGGAAACUUCAUCAGACUGACUCAGUCCAGCUGCUCCUCUGCUGCUUCUACCAGGUCACAACAGGCUCCACAGGGUCAGAGUCUUCCUGUGGUGUGUCCAUACUGUGAAGCUGAACUGGACCCAGUGAUCAAACUAACUGGUCAGAAUGAAAUCUGUGUUGAUCUGUCACUGAAGACUACAACAGACUCCUGUGUUCCAGAAGGAUCAGGUCCUGAAGACGGGGGACAGGAUUGUGGAUCAGGACACACAGGAAAGAAACAAAGACCAGAUCAGAAACCUGAACAUCAGAAUAAGACCUCAAAGGACCAAAAAUCAUCCUUUUGGAACUGGAAAAAAUACCUUUCCAGUCCCUCUCUUUCAUCAGUGAAGGUCCAUCGUGUCGUUACUAUUCAGUCGUUUGGUGCUGAUGACUGCAUCAUGAACAAUCUGAACACAUGGACAUCACUGMAGCUGACAGAAACCUCUCUGGAUGAGUGUGACAUCAUCAUUGUCUUCUGUCCAAUCAUGUCYCGUGUUGGAUCAGAUGUGGACGCAGCCAUGAAACGUCCAGAAGUGUCAACCACGCAGAAGCCAGUGGUUCUGGUUCUGAUGCAUCACACCAGAGACCCAGAAUACUCAACUGAAGGAACUAAAUGGUCUGAAGUUUAUAAAAAAGUCAAACAUGAUGUUCAUGUUUUCUACCAUGAGACCCAGCCAGGACUGCUGCCCUGUAAACACAACAAAGACACAAUCAGUCUCUUACAGCAGUACUUGUACAAAUACAGUAAAUAAGUUCUGAACUGGU
Molecule: messenger RNA, 1432 nt
Organism: Austrofundulus limnaeus
Lineage: Eukaryota; Metazoa; Chordata; Actinopteri; Cyprinodontiformes; Rivulidae
Exons: 8
Coding region: 487-1419 (310 amino acids)
Source: RefSeq, a predicted model, not a curated record